Eimeria tenella is the source of this 1008-nucleotide messenger RNA. Its product is annotated as zinc finger MYND domain-containing protein, putative. Lineage: Eukaryota; Apicomplexa; Conoidasida; Eucoccidiorida; Eimeriidae. The transcript is spliced from 6 exons. The record is from RefSeq and is a predicted model, not a curated record. Gene Ontology annotation, cellular component: cytoplasm. Bases 1 to 1008 code for a protein of 335 amino acids.
AUGGCAGCAGCAGCAGCAGCAGCAGCAGCAAGCCGCUGCUCGGAGCUGCUGGCUGUGGGCAAAUGCCCCGAAGGCUCCCCACUUUCGUUAAUUUCAAAACUGAGGACUUUUGAGUUAAAAGAAAUCGGCAGCAAAGAGUGGCUGCAGCAGCAAGCUGAGCUCGAGCAGCUUUCUGCUGCUCUUCAUGAGGAAGCCAUUAGCGGGGGCCCCGAGACAACACUGCAAUGCUUUUGUGGAACAACUAAGGUUGGUGUGCUGAUAGAGGAAAUAAUCUCCAUUGAUUUGUGGAAGGAAAAAGUUUUGCCUUUCCUCAAGGAAGACUCCAGGGCCUCAAGCUUUGCUUUCUACCUCCCAGUCUAUUACGAAGCUCUCUUAGCCUCCAUAUUAGAGAUUUUGCUGUUCAAUCCACUUGCAGCAGCAGCAGCAGAAGCGCAGCUGCCGGAUCUGGUGGAGUACUGCCACAGGAAGCUUCAGAAUAUGCUGCUACGGAGCACGGGCGAAGGAGCAGCAGCGGCCGUCGACCCCGCUGCUGCUGCUGCUGCUGCUGCUGCUUCUGCUGCUGCAGCGCAGCAGCAGCAAGAAGCAGACGUGGCCUUCGCCGUAGAAAUGUGCUGCUUGUCAAUUCUUCGAUUUAUCUGCGACAGCAGAAAGGACAUGCAAAUGACUGUCACCACUUUGCUGUACGAACAGUACGGUGGGACUAGUAGCAGCAGUGGGGGAAGCAACAGCAGCAGCAGCAGCAGUGGUAUCAGUACGAGUAGCAAAAGCAGCAGCAGCAGCAGCAGUAGUAGUAGUAGAAGUAGCAGCAGCAGCAGCAGCGGUGUCAAGGAAACACAGAAACGGGUCGGAACAACAACAACAUCAGCAGCAGCAGCAGCAGCAGAAUCCGCACCGCAGGCGCAAGCAGCAAGACCAAAAAGAGAUGCGGUAGCAACAUCUCUAACAGCAGCAGCAGCAGCAGCAGCAGCAGCGGCAGAAUUGUUGUUAUCUUCGCAGAUGUGCUGCUAG